Molecule: messenger RNA, 2109 nt
Organism: Hordeum vulgare subsp. vulgare (domesticated barley)
Lineage: Eukaryota; Viridiplantae; Streptophyta; Magnoliopsida; Poales; Poaceae
Product: protein Rf1, mitochondrial-like
Exons: 2
Coding region: 128-1498 (456 amino acids)
Molecular function (GO): protein binding
Source: RefSeq, a predicted model, not a curated record
AGAAGAGCUACUCCGUUCAAAGAGGAAGAAGGAGAAAAAUUCGUGAGAAUGAAGCAUAGAAGUCGGGUGACAUUUUUCCAGUGCGUACGAGCUCCUCCUCCACCCGCGCCGCUCCUCCACCGUGCCGAUGCUCCACCUCCACUGCCGCAGCUCCUCCUCCACCUCCAACUCGCCGCCCUCGCGCUCCUGGUCUCUCCAGCGAGCCAAUGUCUGGCCUCUGCCUCCGGACUUCUCCUCCACCUCGCCGAUGUCCCGCCUCCGCCCCCGCCUCUCCUCCACCACACCGAUGCUCCACCUCCUCCGCCGCAGCUCCUACUCCACCUCCAUCUCCCCGCCCUCGCGUUCCUGGUCUCCCCGCGACGCCUUUGCCGCGGCCACAGAGCGCGUACGUGCCGGGACGCUCAGCCCGGAAGACGAGCACCACCUGUUCGACGAAUUGCUAGGGCAGGCCACGCCGGUCCCCAGCCGCUCCUUCAACGGCUUCAUUGAUUUGGUUAAAGCUAAGGGGCUGGUUUCUGAAAUGAUGAACAAAGGUAUUCCUCGUCCUGACAUUGUGUUCUUCAGUUCAAUAGUAAACAGUCUAUGCAAAGAAGGAAGAGUUAUGGAUGCACAAGAUAUCUUUGACUUGGUUAUAGCCAUAGAUGAGAGGCCUAAUAUCAUUACAUUCAAUUCACUGAUUGACGGAUAUUGCUUAGUUGGCGAGAUGGAUAAAGCAUUCGGAGUACUUGAUGCCAUGAAAUCAGUUGGUGUUGAGCCUGAUGUUGUCACAUACAGCACGCUUGUUAAUGGCUAUUGUAGAAAUGGAAGGAUCGAUGAUGGUUUGACUCUGUUCAGGGAAAUGCCACGUAUGAGAAUAAAAUCUGACACUGUUACAUAUGGCAUCAUACUAGAUGGGUUGUUUCGUGCUGGGAGAACUGUCGUUGCAAGUAAAAUGUUCCAUGAGAUGAUCAAAAGUGGAACGGCAGUGGGCAUUCCCAUAUACAAUAUAAUACUUAGAGGGCUUUGUCUGAAUAAUUGUGCAGACGAAGCGAUCGCCAUGUUCCAGAAAUUAGGUGCAAUGAAUGUGAAGCUUGAUGUUGUAACACUCAAUACCAUGAUUAAUGCAUUCUACAAGGUUGAAAGAAAAGAAGAAGCUAAGGAUUUGUUUGCUGCAAUAUCAGCCAGCGGCUUGGUGCCCAAUGCUUCUACUUACAGCAUAAGGAUAACAAAUUAUCUGAAGGAAGGAUUAGUGGAAGAUGCUAACAAUAUUUUUUCAUCAAUGGAGAAGAGUGGUAUAGCUCCCAGCUCUCAUCUUAUAAAUUAUAUCAUCAGAAUGUUGUUGGAAAAAGGUGAGAUCGCCAAGGCUGGACAUUAUUUGUCCAAGGUUGAUGGGAAUAACAUCUUACUUGAAGCUUCAACUACGUCGCUGAUGUUGUCUCUCUUUUCAAGGAGCGGGAAAUAUCAGGAGAAUAUCAAAUUGCUUCCUGCAAAGUAUCAGUCUUUUGACACAUUUGGUUGACUAGCCGAGGCAUUGCAUAUGAGGCUGUCUCAGUACAGUCGCGAACUAUUUGCUUGUCAUAAGGCCUUCCUGCCAGUAUAAGAUAUCCAAAGUGCCUGCUUGUAAAAAGUGGACACCUCAUAUUUCAUUGAGUACAUUUUGUGGCGUGUCAAGAUAUCCAAAGAUUGUGAUUUGAAUCUAGCCAUUCUGUGGCAUAAUUUGAUGUCUACUUCAACACUUCAUUCACCUGUUGUGUAGUCCUGAAAUUGCUAGAGCUAUCCUACCCAGCACCACGAUAUGCCUGUGAUCUCUCUGGUUGACUAGGAGGGGCUGAAAAAAUUAUCUUUGUUUUCGUUUAGUCUCUUCUAUUAAUCUACCAGGUACCACCUCAUAACUGAAUAAACAAUCAUUUGCAUUUGGAUGAUGCAUGAAGAUGAAGAAUGGAAUAAAUAGACAUCAAAUUCCAUGAACGACCAAAAUUUUUAGGCAGCCAUGUAUUGAUCGAACAAAAGGAUAAAUCGGCCAACUGAUCAUUCAUGUGUCCAGCAACUUUGGCCUCAUAGGGAUACAACAGAUGAACGCUCCAGAUAACACUGAAGAAGAAAGGAGCCGCCUGAAACCAUUUAAGCAGA